AUGGCAGACUCGUUUGAGCUCGUCAGCUCGAGCCUACUCGACAAGAUAGACCGGCUUUUCGCAUGCAACGUUGGAGACGCUGUCGCCCUGCCUCAGAUUGUCGUAGUGGGAGACCAAUCGAGUGGGAAAAGCUCCGUUCUGGAAGGCUUGACAGGGCUGCCCUUUCCACGAGACAGUGGACUAUGCACUCGCUUUGCAACGCAGAUCACCUUUCGAAGAUCCCUGGAGCCAAACAUCACCGUGUCGAUAAUACCAGCCAAGAAUAGCAGUCCGGGGGAUAAGGAGAGGUUGCAAGGCUGGCGAAAGUCCGGACUCAAAUCUUUGGACCCACAGACCUUCGCGGACAUCAUGACAGAGGUGCUCAAGGUGAUGGGUGUCGAGUCUGCUGAAGGAGAACCUCGAAAGACUUUCUCAAACGAUGUUCUGCGGCUGGAAAUUGCGGGUCCAGACCAAGAGCAUUUCAGCGUCAUCGAUGUGCCUGGUAUCUUCAAGCGAACUACGCACGGUCUCACCACCAAAGAGGACAUGGCCAUGGUCAAUGAAAUGGUCCACGAUUACAUGUCUAACCCCAGGUCUGUCAUUCUGGCUGUGAUUCCAAGCAACGUGGAUAUCGCAACUCAGGAAAUCCUUGAAAGAGCCGAGGACAUUGAUCCCGACGGCAUCAGAACUUUCGGAAUCCUCACAAAACCUGACCUGGUAGACAAAGGUAGCGAGAGUGCUGUCAUGAACCUAGUCGAAGGCAAAACACACCAGCUACGACUGGGAUGGCACCUGCUUCGGAAUCCUGGACAAGCGGAGCUUAAAUCUACUCUGCGAGGGCGAAAUGAAAGUGAGAUGGAAUUCUUCGACAAGGUACAUCCAUGGAGUACGUUGGACAAGAGCAAGGUGGGGAUAGUCUCUCUCCGCGCUCGGCUCCAGGAAAUUCUAGAAGUCCACAUUCGCCGUGAAUUUCCCAAGGUCAAAGUUGAUAUAACCCAGAAGCUCAAGAAAGCUGAGAGCACCCUGCAAUCUCUAGGCCCGAAGCGACAGAAUCAGAUCGAAUAUAGCCAGUAUCUCAUGGAAUUCGCGCUGGAGUUCCAGAGAACGGUUUCACUGUCCGUGAACUCGGAUUACAGUCGUUCCGAAAUCCUCAGUGCGAACACGAAAUACCGAGUUGCUACCGAGGCAGUGAACCGAGGGCAAGCUUUUGCCAAUGCAAUGGCUUGUUAUGGCCACACUCAUAGCUUCUUGUACGCCGAUGACAAAAAGGACGAUUGCGAAGGGGAAAACCCCGAAAAAGAUACAGUCAAUACUAGGACCAUGGAGGAUCACCCAGAUAUCAUGGACCUGUUACACGAAAACAAGAGUGUACACAUUAAGAGAGAUCAAGAUACCCUGGAAUGGCUCAAGACGGAAUACCGAAGCUCGAGAGGCUUCGAACUGGGCACUUUCGACGCCUCGCUAUUGGCAAUAACUAUGAGGCAGCAGGCUACCAAUUGGCGGGCCCUGGCGCUGGGCUAUAUCAGCGAUAUCAUCUCACUAGUGCAUUCCUUCAUCAUCGGCGUCUGGCAGCAAAUUGCGCCAACGACUCGUGUUUUCGACGGAGUGAAAUCCCGCAUCAUGGACGACAUCUCCCGCAUGUAUGAAGUCGCCAUAUCUCAAACAGAAUUUCUUCUAUCUGUCGAGCUCGAGGGGACGCCAGCGACAUACAAUCACUACUUCAACGAGACGCUGGAGAAAUGUCGCCAGGACCGGCUUCGCAAGCAAUUAAAGAAACACUGCAUGUGGGACGACGAGUACGGUGAAUUUGUGAAACUGGAAGAUCUAAACCAGACGCAGCUACUGAGCAACGAAGACCACACCGUCGUGCAGAUCCACGACAUACUCCGGUCCUACUACAAAGUCGCCCGGAAGCGGUUCGUAGACUGUGUGCGAAUGCAGGUCGCUGACACGCUGCUUGUCACUGGCCAGGACACGCCGUUGACGCUUUUCUCCGCCCAGUUUGUCACUGGUAUGAGCCUUGACACGCUUGAGGAUAUUGCGGGAGAGGAUUUGAUGGUUAAGCGUCGUCGGGAUGGGUUGGAAAAACUCAUUGGUCAGCUCCGGGAGGGAAAGGCCAUUAUUGGGUAG
Cucurbitaria berberidis CBS 394.84 is the source of this 2109-nucleotide messenger RNA. RefSeq names its product dynamin GTPase. Gene Ontology annotation, molecular function: GTP binding; microtubule binding; GTPase activity. The transcript has 4 exons. Gene Ontology annotation, cellular component: microtubule; cytoplasm; membrane. Lineage: Eukaryota; Fungi; Ascomycota; Dothideomycetes; Pleosporales; Cucurbitariaceae. The record is from RefSeq and is a predicted model, not a curated record. Bases 1 to 2109 code for a protein of 702 amino acids.